This is a messenger RNA of Cladophialophora yegresii CBS 114405, 858 nucleotides long. RefSeq lists its product as uncharacterized. Gene Ontology annotation, biological process: translation. The transcript is spliced from 2 exons. Gene Ontology annotation, cellular component: ribosome; mitochondrial large ribosomal subunit. NCBI's taxonomy places the organism in Eukaryota, Fungi, Ascomycota, Eurotiomycetes, Chaetothyriales, Herpotrichiellaceae. Gene Ontology annotation, molecular function: structural constituent of ribosome. Bases 1 to 858 code for a protein of 285 amino acids. The record is from RefSeq and is a predicted model, not a curated record.
AUGCUACAACCUCGAAUACACAGGCCCCUCGCGGCCUCGGACGCCUCCCUUGCCGCCCUGGCAUCGUCGUUGAACGCCCUGGCCCUCUGCUCCAAGCACGCCCACACACACCUCAACCCGCGAACAUCGACGAUAUUCGUCCGCCACGCCUCGCACGCCCAGCAGGGCCGCGCAAACGGUCCCUCCGACUCGGCAGGCAGAAGACUAGGCGCCAAAAAGGGCUCCUCGGAAUGGGUCCACCCGGGCAACAUCAUCUUCAAGCAAAGAGGCACGAAGUGGUUCCCCGGCGAAAACGUCGGCAUCGGCAAAGACCACACGCUCUUCGCCCUCGAGUACGGCUACGUGCGAUACUACCGCGACCCGCUGAAACAUCCGAAACGACGCUUCAUCGGCGUGGCAUUGGCCAAGGAGGGGCCUGGAUCCCAAUUACCGACUCCGCGAAACGCACCCUCGCGGAGGAGAUUGGGCAUGUAUGCUUCGCCGAUGAAACCGCCGGCGGAGGCGCAGAAGAGCGUGGAUGCGUCGUUCCUGGAAAUGCAUUUGAGCGCGAAUAGCAGCGGCAGCAGGACACUAGGUCAAGUGGCGUUCAGAUCGGGCGGUGUCGUGCCCACGCCCGCACCACCCGCGCCGUUCAACAGGCAGGGAACGUUCCGCGAGGCGAACGCCUCGAUUGGUCGUGCGGCGGAGAGGAAAGGCGUGAAGGUCAGGGAAUACGAUCGCAGUGAUCGAUGGCUGGCGUGGAGGAAACGGGCGUUGCGCGUGAAGAGAGGCAUGGCAGCCAAGGCGGCGCGUGGCACAAAGAAGACGAAAGGCAAGAAAUCGAACAAGGGACCCAAGACGGCGCAGAGGAAGAAGUAA